This is a messenger RNA of Acanthoscelides obtectus, 1460 nucleotides long. NCBI's taxonomy places the organism in Eukaryota, Metazoa, Arthropoda, Insecta, Coleoptera, Chrysomelidae. The record is from the annotation of a GenBank genome assembly.
GUUCCAUGUUGUCUUUCUUGGUGCCAAACCUCUCCGCAACUAUCAGUUUUUUAGUUAGUGGUCUCUCUGGAGUAUAUUUUUAAUUUUCGACCCCUAUGGAAAAGCCUACACAGAUGCCUUACAACUAAACCUUGCCCAAAGUUUGGGCCUACCUCCUUCAGAUCCUCUGGUGCUGGAAAGCCUAGCACACGGUUUUGCGAUAGAAGAGUACGCAAGAGUGAUUAGCCAAGAACACCAAGCGAAGAUGUUGGCAUCGAAGAAACAGAGGCCGAAGAAAUACAAAUGUCCGCAUUGCGAUGUUGGAUUUUCCAAUAAUGGGCAGCUCAAAGGACAUAUUAGGAUACACACAGGGAGAAAGACCAUUUAAAUGCGACGAAAGAGAAUGUGGCAAAACGUUUACACGAAACGAAGAGCUGACUAGGCACAAAAGGAUCCACUCAGGACUCAGGCCUUUUCCAUGUUCACACUGUGGAAAGCGGUUUGGAAGGAAGGACCAUCUGAAGAAACAUUCUAGGACGCACUUUCAACCCAGAGGAAUAUACGCAGUACCAGUUAUGUUACCUUUCGAGACGUGGGCAUCUUCGGCUGGUACUAUGCCGUUUGUACCAAUGUUUGGGUACUAAAUUUAGUUGUUUCAAUAAUAUAAUUUCAGCAUGAAUGUUACUGUAUUCUGAUUUUUGCCAGGCAAAAGGAUUCCAUCGCACAGUGGCCUAGAGCACCGAAAAGCUGGGCGGGGCAAACUUUCUGCGGCAUUUGUACGAUUUUCAGUACAACAGGGUUUUUGAGUCGCCGAUUUCAUAUCUCUUUUUCUCUCUCUCUUUGCCUCUAUGAGGGCAUUUGAAGGUCACUUCAAGAUCAUAUCGAGGACACUUUCAAACGAAACGAAGCAGUUGCUCCCAAGAGGUCAAUUAGUGACCGUAAGGGCAUCUGACGAUCAUCUCAAGGUCGCUUCAAGGACAUAUUUAAAAUAAGUCCAGUAUACGAGUCCAGACGGAUGAUACAUUUGAAAUGAAAGUUCAUACUUGCUUUGUCAAAAUAUAUAUCCAGAUGCUCAAAUGUUUUCAACACACAACAUAUUGGAUCAUUCAAAAACUCUUCAACUUUACCGUUGAGAAGCAGUGUCGAAUGACAUACCACAAACUUCAAGUUUGAUAGUCUGCCAUGGUAAACGUAUUGCAAGCACAGUUUUGAUCGCAUGCUAGCUUAUUGUUUACGGUGCUAACUUCAAAAUAAGUAACAAUUUUUAUUCAUCUUCGAUACUCCGUUUUAUCAGUUUUUGUGAGCUUUUCGCUUAGAUAGACCACUGUGCAUCGCAAUGUGAAAAAUUGUUGCUCAAUCUAUAUUUUGUAAGAUGUUUUAAAAUGUAAAUAAUUGUAUGUAUGUACAUAUCUCCGGUGUAUAUAUUGUAAUUUGUGAUAGCAGAGUGCCAUUUAUUUACUAAAGUAAGACUACACGAAGAG